Molecule: messenger RNA, 2670 nt
Organism: Eutrema salsugineum
Lineage: Eukaryota; Viridiplantae; Streptophyta; Magnoliopsida; Brassicales; Brassicaceae
Product: putative receptor-like protein kinase At3g46340
Exons: 13
Coding region: 1-2670 (889 amino acids)
Biological process (GO): protein phosphorylation
Molecular function (GO): protein kinase activity; protein binding; ATP binding
Source: RefSeq, a predicted model, not a curated record
AUGGAGAGGCCCCAUGGGUUUUUGUUGGUCACACUUAUUGCAACUUUCACUAUUAUUCACCUAGCUCAAGCUGAAGAUCAAGAAGGGUUCAUCAGUUUGGAUUGUGGUUUAUCCCCGAGUGAAGCGUCACCAUAUAUCGAGCCAGAUACUGGACUAUGGUUCUCAUCAGACUCAGACUUCAUCCAAAGUGGAAAGAUUGGAAGAAUUGAUGCAAGUUUUCCCAAGACCCUAAAAUCAUACGUAACACUUAGAUAUUUUCCAGAUGGAAUACGCAACUGCUUCAAUCUAAGUGUUAAGCAAGGGACAAAUUAUCUGAUGAGAGUUACAGCUCUUUAUGGAAAUUAUGACGGUCUUAAUAUUUAUCCUAAAUUUGACUUACACGUAGGCCCUAACUUUUGGGUAACAAUAGACCUGGACAAAAAGGUAAGCGGUCAAACCGAGGAGAUCAUAUACAUCCCACGAUCAAAUUACUUAGAUUUGUGUCUUGUCAAGACAGGCACGUCCACGCCAAUGAUUUCAUCCUUGGAACUUAGGCCGCUACCAAAUGAGCUCUACAUCACGGAAUCAGGUUCAUUGAAGUCUUGGAACAGAUACUAUCUUACGGAUUCAGACAUCAUUUUAUCGUACCCAAAUGAUGUCAAUGACAGAAUAUGGGAACCAAAAUUUGAUUCCGCAUGGAAGCAUAUCUCCACCAACCUUGAAGCAAACAACUCCAAUGGUUUUCUUGUGCCACAUAACGUGCUCAAGACCGCGGCAAUACCCGCAAAUGCUAGUAAACCGUUUAAUAUUACCGAGGAUCUUGAUUUCCCUGAUGACGAGGUUUACUUGUACCUCCACUUCUCUGAGGUCCAGUCAUUACCGGCCAAUGAAUCUAGAGAAUUUGACAUAUUAUGGAACGGGGAAGAUUUCAAAAAAGCAAUUAGCCCUAAGUAUCUGAAGACCACGACAGUACACACCACUUCACCACUUAAAUGCAAAGGAGGAGAGUGUAACUUAGAGCUGAAAAAAACUGAAAACUCUACUCUCCCACCUCUUCUCAAUGCCAUCGAAAUGUACACGGUAGUCAAGUUUCCACAAUUGGAAACUAAUGCAAAUGAUGUUGUUGCUAUCAGAAAGAUCAAAGCCAGGUAUGGAUUGAAUAAAAUCACAUGGCAAGGAGACCCUUGCGUCCCCCAGAAGUUUUUGUGGGACAAUCUAAAUUGCAACAGCAAAGAUACAUCUACACCACCAAGAAUCACUUCUUUGAACUUAUCUUCAAACGGGUUAAAAGGAACCAUAGCAGCUGCAAUUCAAAAUCUUACUCGUCUUGAAAUGUUGGACUUGUCAAAUAACAAAUUGACUGGAGAAGUUCCAAAGUUUCUAGCUAAUAUGAAGUCUUUAUUUCUCAUAAACUUGAGCAAGAACAAUCUGGUUGGUUCCAUUCCACAAGCCCUUCUUGAUAGAGAGAGAGAAGGGCUGAAGUUGAUUGUUGAUGGAGAGCAUCACUGUGUAUCUGGUUCAUGUGAAGCAAAGAAGAAGAAAUUUCCAGUAAUGAUAUUAGCUUCUUCCGCGGUUGUUGUGGUCAUUGUAGUGGUUCUAGUUCUCAUUUUUGUGUUUAAGAAGAAAAAAUCAUCAAAUUCAGAAGCUAUACCACCAUCAUCAGUUACGCCUAGUGUAAAUACUGGAUCCACUAAUCUAUCUGAAUUAUGGAUCGAGACGAGAAGGAAGAAAUUUACUUAUUCAGAGGUUUUGGAAAUGACAAAAAACUUGGAAAGACCACUUGGUGAAGGAGGGUUCGGCGUUGUUUAUCAUGGUGAAAUAAAUGGUUCACAACAAGUAGCUGUCAAACUACUUUCCCAAACAUCUACACAAGGCUAUAAAGAGUUCAAGGCAGAGGUCGAACUUUUGUUGAGAGUUCACCACAUAAACUUGGUAAGCCUAGUAGGAUAUUGCGAUGAACGAGAUCAUUUGGCUCUCAUCUAUGAAUACAUGUCCAAUAGAGACUUGAAAUAUCAUUUGUCAGGAAAAUGUGGCAACGCUGUUCUGAAGUGGAGUACAAGACUACAAAUAGCCAUUGAUGCCGCACAAGGACUAGAAUACUUACAUUUUGGAUGUCGACCAUCUAUGGUACAUAGAGAUGUCAAAAGUACAAAUAUAUUGUUGGACGAACGAUAUAGUGCCAAAAUUGCGGAUUUUGGGCUUUCAAGAUCUUACCAACUCGAAGAUAAAUCUCAUCAUGUUUCGACAGCUAUUGCUGGCACUCCUGGAUAUCUUGACCCUGAAUACUACAGGACAGGUCGUUUGGCAGAAAUGAGCGAUGUCUAUAGUUUCGGGAUUGUAUUAUUGGAGAUAAUCACAAACCAACGCGUGAUGGACCUAACCCGUGAUAAGUCACACAUAGCAGAAUGGACAGCAUUUAUGCUUAUUAGAGGAGAUAUUACCAGUAUCAUGGAUCCUAACCUUCAUGGUGAUUACAACUCUCGUUCUGUCUGGAGAGCUCUUGAAUUAGCUAUGUUGUGUGCAAACCCUUCUUCAGAAAAACGACCAAGCAUGUUCCAAGUUGUUAUCGAGCUAAAAGAGUGUCUUGCCUCUGAAAUCUCGAUGAAAAGUAACAAUCAAGACAUGGACUCUCACAGUUCCUCUGAAGUAAGCUUGAGCUUUGACACCAAGGUUGUGCCUAGCGCAAGGUAG